AUGGAUGAUUUCAAUCUUCGUAGCGAAAACCCUAAUUCAUCAUCCACCACUUCCUCAUCCUCUUCCUCUUUCCACCGUCACAAGAGCGAAACCGGAAACACAAAACGGUCAAGGUCAACGUCCACGUUAUCGACGGACCCUCAGAGCGUGGCGGCUCGCGACAGACGGCACCGAAUUAGCGACCGUUUCAAGAUUUUACAAAGCAUGGUCCCUGGUGGUGCGAAGAUGGACACUGUAUCUAUGCUUGACGAAGCCAUUAGCUACGUCAAGUUCUUGAAGGCUCAGAUCUGGUAUCACCAAAACAUGCUUCUCUUCAUAAACGACCACGAAACUACAUCAUCUUGUACUUACUCUCCCGGCGCUGGAGAAUUUGGACCGAAACUCUUUGGUUAUGAUGACGAUUAUGCCCCUAUAAUGGACACAUAUUCACAAGGCGUGCCACUUACGGUUGCGGACUCGAAGUAUACGCCGUGGUUUGGUUCGGUUGAUGAUGAGCAAGAACGUGACUCGUCCUAG
Molecule: messenger RNA, 516 nt
Organism: Arabidopsis thaliana (thale cress)
Lineage: Eukaryota; Viridiplantae; Streptophyta; Magnoliopsida; Brassicales; Brassicaceae
Product: transcription factor bHLH140-like protein
Exons: 1
Coding region: 1-516 (171 amino acids)
Biological process (GO): regulation of DNA-templated transcription
Cellular component (GO): nucleus
Molecular function (GO): protein dimerization activity; DNA-binding transcription factor activity
Source: RefSeq, marked reviewed